AUGCAGCAACGACAGCAAACGCAGCAGCCAGGCUUCACUUCAGCAGCAGACUUGAUGGCUUCUCGACGACAACAGCAGAAGCUGCCUCUUGUCGAGGACGAUCUUUUCAACGAAGACGAUGAUGGCGGGAAGGAGGCGAAACGAGGUUUGACUUCGUGGGACGCGGUGCGAUGGCUGUCUGGCCACGUUGCGCCGGGAACUGCGGGGCAAAAGAGCAAGGUGCAGUCUCACGACUCACAGGCAGCCGUCAAGGAGGCGAAUACACCAGCAAACGCGGGUAAUGGCUCGGCAUUGCUCGCUGGGGCAGCGGCUGCGCUUGCCGCCACCUCUGCUUCCAAUUCCGCCAUAGGUGGAUUGCUCACCUCGCUUCUCAAUCCUGCCUUCGGCGCCGUCUCCGACCCACACCAAGCACCACCCGCAAAAGGAGGCGAACAGGUCGCCCUGGCAACCGCCAACCAUCUGAUCUUCCUUCGAGCCAUCUUCCGCAUCAUCUUUCGCGUCAUCGUGCUUGUUCGCUUGUCGAGAUUCCAGAACUCGGCAACGCCGAUCUCUGCUCUCGUGUUGAACGAGCUUCUGCGCUGA
Messenger RNA from Pseudozyma hubeiensis SY62, 582 nucleotides. RefSeq lists its product as hypothetical. The transcript has a single exon. The coding region runs from base 1 to 582 and encodes 193 amino acids. The record is from RefSeq and is a predicted model, not a curated record. NCBI's taxonomy places the organism in Eukaryota, Fungi, Basidiomycota, Ustilaginomycetes, Ustilaginales, Ustilaginaceae.